AUGGAUUCAGUACCUCCAGACCAGACGUUUCCCGCCGCCGUGAGCGCGCAGACUUCCCGCUUCACAAGAGCCUACCAGGCGUACCUUGACAAGUCCGUGCCGUUCGCGGUCUACCGAUGGAUCGGCACGGGAGUCCUCCUGCUGAUGUUCAUGGCGCGCAUCCUGUUCGCCCACGGCUGGUAUAUUGUUUGCUACACGCUCGGAAUAUACCUGCUCAACUUGUUCCUCGCUUUCUUGACGCCGAAAUUCGACCCGUCGCUGGAGCAGGAUGACGAGAUGGAGGGCGGAGGUCAGUCGGCGUUGCCCACGAAGCAGGACGAGGAGUUCAGACCGUUCAUCCGCCGGCUGCCCGAGUUCAAGUUCUGGCACAAUGCCACGCGGGCGAUCGGAUUCAGCAUGGUGGCGACGAUGUUCGAUGCUUGCGACAUUCCUGUCUUCUGGCCCGUUCUCGUCAUCUACUGGAUCAUUCUCUUCGCCUUGACGAUGAGGAGACAGAUCCAGCACAUGAUCAAGUACCGCUACGUUCCCUUUACCUUCGGCAAGACCCGCUACACCCGGUCGUAA
Molecule: messenger RNA, 564 nt
Organism: Tricharina praecox
Lineage: Eukaryota; Fungi; Ascomycota; Pezizomycetes; Pezizales; Pyronemataceae
Product: retrieval of early ER protein Rer1
Exons: 4
Coding region: 1-564 (187 amino acids)
Biological process (GO): protein retention in ER lumen; retrograde vesicle-mediated transport, Golgi to endoplasmic reticulum
Cellular component (GO): Golgi membrane
Source: RefSeq, a predicted model, not a curated record